AUGACCAAUGGUGGUGGUGGUAUGAGUUCAGGCGAAGGUUUCCGGCGAAGGAGCUCCGGCGAGGGUUUUCCGGCAAGGGAGUUUCGGUGGUGGGUUUCCGGCGAUAGAGUUUUCCCGCGAGGAUUUUUCGGCGAAGGAGUUCAGGUGGGAGUUCCGACGGUGGUUUCCGGCGAGGGAGUUCCGGCGAAGGUUCCCGGCGGUGAUUUUUCCGGUAAGAAAGUUCCGGCGGUAGUUUUUCGGCGAGUGAGUUCCAGCGACGGUGGUGGCAGAGGUUCCGGUGGUGGUGGUGGUGGUGGUUCUGGGCUGGGGUGGUGA
Molecule: messenger RNA, 315 nt
Organism: Arabidopsis thaliana (thale cress)
Lineage: Eukaryota; Viridiplantae; Streptophyta; Magnoliopsida; Brassicales; Brassicaceae
Product: glycine-rich protein
Exons: 2
Coding region: 1-315 (104 amino acids)
Source: RefSeq, marked reviewed